AUGGUCAAGGAAAAGGAGGCGAUGAGGACGUUAGCCCUCCUCGAGGUGAGACGAGGAAAACGGAAAGUCCCGGGUGAAGGGGGAGAAGAGUUUCACAAGGAAGCCCGCAAUCGCGAAACUUCUCAUGUCGAGCUCUCCAAAACCCCUGGUGAUACCUUCUGGGACGCUCUCGAGCAAACAAAUCCGGUGGUUUAUGCGGCAAUUGAGCAAUUUGCAAAAGAACAUGAACAAAAAAAACAAUCUUACCGCCAGCCUAGCCCACAAUCACCCAGUGUCGAGGAGUUGUUGAGAAAGAAUUGGGACUCCCCUCCAAGAGGUAACGUUCACUCUCAACUAGGGCCUAAAGCUCCUCCGGAGAUGUCUUAUCACGAUCACCGUGAUACCCACCACAACUCAAGAUACCUACCUUAUGGUCAUCAGAGGUACGACAUUUCAUAUCCUGAAGAGCCCUAG
Oldenlandia corymbosa var. corymbosa is the source of this 453-nucleotide messenger RNA. NCBI's taxonomy places the organism in Eukaryota, Viridiplantae, Streptophyta, Magnoliopsida, Gentianales, Rubiaceae. The record is from the annotation of a GenBank genome assembly.